Messenger RNA from Trichobilharzia regenti, 1758 nucleotides. The record is from the annotation of a GenBank genome assembly. Lineage: Eukaryota; Metazoa; Platyhelminthes; Trematoda; Strigeidida; Schistosomatidae.
AUGAAGUCAACUGACAGCUUGUCGGAAUACGGGAAGUCUUAUACGUACUUAGACAGCGCUAGAGAUGAGUAUUAUGAUCGUCUAAAGUUCAGAAUACAAAAGCGAAACUCAGAAUACUCACACCAACCAUUUUUGUGGGAGGACUUAGAAAAUCUUCAUCUACGGGAACCUGAGGUGUCACAUCUUGGGAAUAUUUCAUGCGAUGCAACUGAAAACAGUGGAGACGAUGAUAUUGCGGUGGAUGGCCCUGUCAAUCUUCCUGAUGACAUAGUGACAGACGAAGGUGAUGGACAGGAAGUAGAUGAAGGCAGUCUUAACCAAAAUAAGAAAGAAGUUGGCAUUCAAACUCAGAGAUUGUGUCUCCAGAAGACGAUUGAACAACCCAAGGCUUUCGUACCUUAUGCAAUUGGGGGUUCACCUGCUCCGACGUCUGGUGUUAAGAGGACAUUUAACGUUAAGUCCGAAAGAGACGUUUAUCCCUCUGCUGUUCGAGCUGGAAUUCGUCGUAGAGAAAGGCUGAUGGGUUUGGAUCAGUUUAAUUCAUCAAACUCCAAAAUGUCUUCUGAAGUUGUUGCACCAAAAUCACGUCUUUCGAAAAAUAAAACCAGCCCUCAGUGCAAAACUGACAAGAAAUAUGUGCGUGUUCCGCGAAAAUCAGCUGUAGGGACCGUCAGUACAUCCCGAUUAUCUGGUUCGGCUGCUUCGUAUUCUGAUCUGAGUAAUAACGGUCCACAACGUGAGAAUACAUGGAGUUCUGAGUACAUUCAAAGAUAUCCAUUAUAUCCAUCUUCAGUGUAUGUCCGUAGUGCAUCUGUCGCUGCAGGUCGUUGUCGUCCACUUUCUUUUUCACACAAACGACCAUCAUCUUCCUUCCAAGAAAGUUUGGUUCCAUCUACACCAGUACUGUUAAGUUGUCGUGGUUCUAACCCUGCUCCUAAAAAUCCCAGUGGGAAAUGUGCAGAACGACAUUGUCAGGUCCCAAGAAGUCGUCAAAACGGUCUUCCUCUGCUUUAUCGAUCCAGUUCAACAUCAAGCAUAUGGUUGCAUGAUUCAACUGUUACCAGACCAGAUCCAAAAUCCACUGUUCGUGCAUUAGCUCAGGCAAUUUACCUACAGAUAAAACACCGAGAUCUUAGCAAUGCUUGUGAUCCUAUAGUUGAAAUCUUUGAUGAAUCUUUGCAUCCUAUUCAGAAUGAACCUGUCCCAUUUGAUUAUACCACACGUGAUCCAGAUUUAAAAACAGUUUAUCGUUUUAUUCGAAAUCUAUUUCAAAUGGCUCAACUUUCUCCAGAAUGUGCAAUAGUCACAAUGGUCUACUUAGAACGCCUUCUGACUAGCGCUGAGACAGAAUUGACACCCAGUACAUGGAAAAGGAUCGUUCUAUGCGCUAUAGUACUGGCUAGUAAAGUGUGGGAUGAUCAAGCUGUUUGGAAUGUGGAUUAUUGUCAAAUUCUAAAAGAUAUGCAAGUGGAUGAUGUAAAUGAACUCGAAAGAAGAUUUUUAGAAAUCAUUCAAUUUAAUAUCAAUGUGCCUAGUUCAGUUUAUGCAAAAUAUUAUUUUGAUAUUCGAUCUCUGUGUGGAACUAGUUGUCCAGCAACACUAUUGUCUACGGAUCGUGCUUAUAAACUUGAGGCAUUUUCACGGAUUAUGGAUGAUCAAUUCCAUGAUAUUGUUCAAAAAUGUCUUACUAAACGAAAAUGGGGAAGUUUUGAUAAUUUAACAUCUUCACCACCAUUUCGACGUGCUGUAAUCUCAUGA